UUUCAGGGCUCGUCGCUACUGGUUUAAUUUCCCACUGUGAGUCGUGAAAUCGCAACAAGCGGACACGACUCACAAAUUUAAAAAUUAUCAUUUGGUAAAUCAACGAAAAAUUGGUUAACCCAUGAAACUCAACCAAUAGUUAUAAUAUAUGAAGUAAAGAUGAGGGAUGGAUUGAGUAUAUCGUCCUUGGCGAGUCCACAUGACCGCUACAAAAUCGAAAAGAAACUUGGAUCUGGAAUUUUUGGAAAAGUUUUUCAAGCAACAGACGAUCAAGCUGCAGGCAAAGCAGUUGCUGUAAAAGUAAUUACCUUAACAGAUUCAAAAGAACAACACAUUCAAGAUGAAUAUAAAAUCUUAAGAGAUUUCACUAAACAUCCAAAUAUUAUUGACUUUUACGGCGUGUUCUGUGAACGUUCUGAAUACGCUAAGAAAAUAUGGUUCGUUGUCGAGAUUUGUGAAUUCGGAUCUGUCAUCGACAUUGUCAGAAAAUUGAAAGCGGCGGACAAAAAAAUGUCCGAGGAACACAUCGCUUACAUCCUCAAAUAUACGAUCAAGGCACUCGUAUAUCUACACGAAAAUAAAGUGAUGCACCGCAACAUAAAAGCUAGCAACAUUUUGAUAAAGAGCAAUGGUGAAAUAAAAAUCUGCGAUUUUGCAUUAUCAUGUAAACUUAAUGAUGCUCUCGAUAAAACGACAUCAUAUAUCGGCUCGCCAAGCUGGAUGGCACCUGAGAUUGUUAUUGGAGGCGAAGAAGGGUAUGAUAACAGAGUUGAUGUCUGGGCACUUGGAAUUAGUACAAUCGAAAUGGUUGAUGGUAAAGCACCUUUCGAGGAUAUGCAUCCUACCGGAGCGCUGUUCCAAAUUGUCAGGAACCCUCCACCAGGUGUUGCAAAACCAGCGAUGUCAUCCAACGAUAUUAACGAUUUUAUUAACGAGUGCCUUGAAAAGAAUCCAGAACAUCGGCCAUUCAUCAUGGAGUUGGAGGAACAUCCAUUUAUUCAAUCCGUCCCAGAAAAUGACUUCCAUCUAUCCACUGAGAUAAAAAUGUUAGCGAAUGAUCUUCAAGAAAAAGAAUUACCACCAAAAAAACCUGAACGUAUCAUAAAAGACGGUCUUCUGAUCACUCAAGGAAGACACGAACCAGAAACCAUGCAAGUAGAAGAUUUAGCGGCUUUAGAAUACUUAUCUGAAGAAAACAUUUUAACAGAAAUUCACACAAAAUUAGAAAAGGGCUCAUUUAUGUCUUUUAUUGGCGAUAUAUUGCUCAUUCUAAAUCCUAAUUCUACUGAUGACAUUUAUAAUGAAGAGUAUCAUAAAAAAUAUGAGUGUAAAUCUAGAUCUGAUAAUGAGCCCCAUAUUUUUGCUGUUGCGGAUAGCGCAUAUCAAAAUGCUUUACAUCACAACGAACAACAGUAUAUUGUAUUUUCUGGGGAAAGUAAAUCUGGCAAAACAACAAAUGUUCUUCAUGCGCUAUCCCACUUAACUUAUUUAGGCGCUAUGAAAAAUAACACAGGAGAAAGAAUAAAAAAUGCAACAACAGUUAUAUUAGCCUGCAUUAGUGCUGCCACUCCAAUACAUUCUAACUCAACACGAGGAAUAUUCCAUAUACAAGUGACAUAUGGAAGCUCAAGUAAAUUAAGCGGUGCUAUAUUUUGGUUAUAUCAACUCGAAAAAUGGAGGGUGUCAUCUACUGAUAUGUCACAUGCCAAUUUCAACAUCAUGUAUUACUUCUACGAUUCGAAGGAAGCUGAUGAUAAAUUGAGUGAAUUCAGCUUGGAGAAGAAUAGAAAACAUCGAUAUUUGAGAAUUUUAGACGAAUCAGUAAGAGGCGUUCAAGGCGCACGUGAAAAUCCAAAAGAUUUGAAUGCAAAACGCUACAAAGACAUUGUUGAAUAUUUAAAAAUGUUGGAUUGGCAAGAAGAUGAAAUUAAAUUUUUCGAGACUGUACUAGCAGCAAUACUCGUACUUGGAAAUGUAAGAUUUAGAGAUGGGAAAAAUGGUUCUGCUGAAAUAGAAAAUCCAGACGAAGCUAAGAAAGUUGCAAAGUUAUUGUCCUUGGAUGAAGUAAAAUUUUUGUGGGCUCUACUCAACUACUGUUUAAUAGAGAAUGGAUCUGCUGUUAAGAGGAAGCACUCCACUGAUGAAGCUAGAGAUGCUAGAGAUACGUUAGCAAGUACUCUAUACAAAAGGCUUAUUGAUUGGAUGAUUAAUCUCAUCAAUGCAAAAUUAUCAUUUAUGCGAUCUGUCUUUGGUGAUAAAUAUUCCGUCAGCCUAAUCGACAUGUUUGGUUUCGAAUGCUAUCAUAGAAAUAGAUUGGAACAGUUGCUUGUAAAUACAACAAACGAACAACUCCAGUUCCUUUACAAUCAGAAGAUAUUUGCUUGGGAGAUGCAGGAAGAGGAGGAAGAAGAAGUGCCAGUUUUGCCACUUCAUUACUAUGAUAAUAAAAACUCGGUUGAUCAGCUAAUGGCAAAACCUCAUGGAAUAUUUUACAUACUAGAUGAAGCAAGUCGCACUGGUAGUGGACAGGAAUUUAUAAUGAGUACCAUACGAGCAUCCUGCAAAGGUCCAUACGUAAAACUAGCUGGAAGUCACGAAUUCAGUGUUGCUCAUUAUACUGGUAAAGUCAACUACGAUACCAGGGAGAUGGCUGAUAAGAAUAAAGAUUUCUUGCCUCCUGAAAUGAUUGAGACAAUGCGAGUUUCCACGAAUGCUACGAUGCAGCAACUGUUUAAAAAUAGGCUCACAAAAACUGGAAACCUUACUCUUGCACCAUGCGAAUCUUCUGCCAAUCGAACAAAAUCACAGAAAGAAAUGGAAAAUAUUAAAGCACGGAAAUUUAACACCGUGUCCAAGGGCCAAUACUCGCAAGUGCGUCGAAUGAGGACAGCCGCUGCUACCUACAGAGUGACAAGCUUAGAAAUUCUGAAACAACUGUCAGCUAGUGGUGGAAUACACUUCGUUAGAUGCAUCAGAACCGACUUGAAUGAUAAUCCCCGCGGCUUCCAAAGCGAAGUUGUUAAGCAACAGCUGAGAGCUAUGGCAGUUUUGGACACAGCAAAGGCUCGUCAAUGCGGUUUCUCCUACCGUAUUCCAUUUGCUGAGUUUAUUCGAAGAUAUCGUUUUCUUGCAUUUGAUUUCGACGAAAAUGUGGAUGAGACUAAAGACAAUUGCAGGCUUUUAUUGAUUCGACUUAAAAUGGAAGGCUGGGAAUUGGGAAAAUCAAAAGUAUUUUUGAAGUAUUACAAUGAAGAGUUUCUAUCCAGGUUGUAUGAGACACAGGUCAAGAAAAUUGUAAAAGUGCAGAGCAUGAUGCGGACAUUCUUAGCAAAAAGGAAGGCCGUGCAAAAUAAAUCGAAAGUGAUGCAUAUCAAGGAGUUGAAAAAACAGAAGUCCGCCGCAAUGAAUGACGAGGAAGCUGCUUUAGUGAUACAGAAAGCAUACAGAGGAUUUGUCGUUCGCAAAGCAUAUGGUCCGCUUGUCAACAAAUCUACUGGACAAAUAGACGAAGAGACGUCGUCUUUUCUGAAGCGCUUUGCGAGAAAGUGGAAGAGCAGAUCGCUGUUCCAAGUGCUGCUGCAAUAUAGAGCAGUGCGGUACCAGGACUUAGUGAAUCUGUCCCAACAGAUACACAUUUACAACCAAGCCCUCGUAGAAGGCUUACUAAACACAAACUCCUCUGUAUUACUAGAGCGCAUAGAUCCUCACGCCAAAAAAAACUUCCUCGGAGACCCCCGUCCCACAGUUUGGAAACUACCCUUCCGACUUGACGAAAUCCAAUAUUUCGAUACAUCGCAUAUGUGUGAUCCCAAAGUCAAAAGCAAUGACACAUUUGCCAGUCAAUACGAUUCCGACCACGAGCAGUGGGACGAACCUUUCAAACAUCGGUUUAGUUCUUCAGGCUCAACGACGAGCAGAACGACGAGUACACAGACCCUCCUUAGCGUGCCGUUCUGCAGAGAUCCAACGCAGCCCAUGCCAAAGCUCCCCGACGAACCUAAACGCGUGGAGUAUACGCCAAACAGACCUGUGGUCUACAAAAAGAAAUACGUCACUUCUUCCCAGAAAUUUUACCAGCCACCUACACCUUGGGCGUCCAAUAUGGACGAGGAUUCUGAUAAUAUACACAGGCGCAGAGCUAGCUAUGGGGUCGAUGCUGACGCUUGCGAUCCAAUACGCGAACUGCAAGCUCUGGCUAAAUCUUCUGGGGAAGGAAACGACGAUGACAAUCCCCCGUUCAAUUUUCAAGCUAUGUUGAAAAAGACGCCUAAAAAUAGAGCGUCGAUGAAGCGAUACGGGGAAAUGGAAGACAUGCUUGAAAGGAAGCAAGCUCCACCCAAACGACUUAUUGCACCGAUGGGUCAGACAAAUGCUUACGGACCAAGGCGUUCAGAAACAGCUGGAGAUCUCACAUACAGUGCUAAAUCUCCGCCUCCAACCCCAACCUCGCCUCAUGGCAGACACACAUCUAGUAACUAUAAGAAUAAUCAAAAUUAUAUCGACAACAGAGACGAGAAAGUUGAAAUAGCACCGGGUAUUUCCGUAGAGGGCACCGUGACUGACUUGUAAAAGAAAAUUCUUUUGACUUUCGUAAAAAUAUAUUUGAAUCUCGUUCUUAAAUCUAAUUACUCUAAUAUCAUGGUGUUACAUAUACAUCUGACAAUUUUAUUGUUAAAGCCAUAAGUUACGUGUUAAUAGGUCAAUAGAUUGUUGUAUCAAAAUUGGAAAUUUUCGUUCUGAGUAUGAAAAUAUAACCUCUAUUCAAUUAAUUGCUACUCACAUUUCAAACCGCGACAUAUUCAUGACAUCAUACAAAAAUAUAAUAUGCUUUUGACUAUAAUUAAUCUUAAUAAAUUGCUUUGGUAACUUAUUAUUAUGAGUACUUAAAUACUAUCUAUUCUUAAUUAAGUGGUCGUGUUCUUAUAA
Molecule: messenger RNA, 4926 nt
Organism: Colias croceus (clouded yellow)
Lineage: Eukaryota; Metazoa; Arthropoda; Insecta; Lepidoptera; Pieridae
Gene: ninaC
Product: neither inactivation nor afterpotential protein C
Exons: 17
Coding region: 160-4569 (1469 amino acids)
Biological process (GO): protein phosphorylation
Cellular component (GO): myosin complex
Molecular function (GO): protein kinase activity; ATP binding; cytoskeletal motor activity
Source: RefSeq, a predicted model, not a curated record